Fasciola hepatica (liver fluke) is the source of this 339-nucleotide messenger RNA. NCBI's taxonomy places the organism in Eukaryota, Metazoa, Platyhelminthes, Trematoda, Plagiorchiida, Fasciolidae. The record is from the annotation of a GenBank genome assembly.
AUGCCCGUUUUUAACCGAUCACAUAUAAUUGAACCCGAGGAUCCGAGGCAAGUCCAACCCCCUUUGUCCCAUGCCUUUGAUGAGGUUUCUUGUCCUGGCUCACGGGUUAGUUUUAAGUCAAAAGCGUCAUCUAGUUUAAAUUCUGCGAAGAAUGUGCUUCUACUAGCCCAGCUGACGGAAAAACAGCUAAUCGAAGAAAUUCGAUUAGAGAAUGAGCACCGUCUUUUGAAGGCGAGAAAUGAGGUUCAGAUGGCACGAAUGAAUUUCGAACUUUUAGAACAAGAUGAAGUUUGUGAUCCUGUCAGAGCGGAUGUAGUUAAUCAGUCAGAGAAGAUCUAA